Molecule: messenger RNA, 3554 nt
Organism: Nothoprocta perdicaria
Lineage: Eukaryota; Metazoa; Chordata; Aves; Tinamiformes; Tinamidae
Product: histone-lysine N-methyltransferase SETDB2-like
Exons: 25
Coding region: 91-3369 (1092 amino acids)
Biological process (GO): heterochromatin organization; negative regulation of gene expression
Cellular component (GO): nucleus
Molecular function (GO): histone H3K9 methyltransferase activity; DNA binding; zinc ion binding
Source: RefSeq, a predicted model, not a curated record
CGACGAGGUUUAAUGCGGUUCUCCCCAUGCCGCCCGUGAGGCACCCGCUGAGGAAGGAGAGAAGCGGUCCCCGCGCAGCCGCCCCGCAGCAUGGAGGCGCAGAGAACAGUGUCUCCAGACGGCCUUAAAGUGGAGAACCUCACCAGUGCUACUGAAAAGGCUCUUGAAGGUGAUCUGAAGACGUUUUGGACACAAAUGGGAGGUGCAAGAGUGGACUUUAUAUUUGAGCAGUUGCAAAAUGUGCUGCUGGUGCUGAAGCAAAAGAUCAAGGAUGGAACUGCCACAAACCAAGAUUGUUGCCAGGCUUGGACUUUGGUGAAUCAAGCUAAUCUAAGCACUCUCUUAACCACAACAGAAGUAAAUAAUGUCUUUGAUGGACAUGAUAAACAGGAACACAAGCUCAAACAGCAGGCUAUGCUUACAGAUAAGAAUGCUGCAAACUCAGUAGAAAGCUCUCACAGCAAAAAGGAGCAGAAGGCGAAAUCAGAUUCAGAGAACRCAGAAGCACUUAGUGAAAUACAAAAGUUACCUCUAAAACUGCAGUAUCAGAAWCACGAGUGUUCUAGUGCAUGUCUUGCCAAGAGACCACUAAACUCCUACAAGGGUGAAAAUCCUCUUAAGAUACCAAUUCUGUUUCACUUCCAAAGACGACACUCAAAAGCUGACUGCCUCUCAAAAUCCCUGGAUGUGAAUUACAAAGCUCCCUGCGGAAGGAGUCUGAGAAGCUUUAAAGACGUGCAGCGUUAUCUGUUUGAAACAGAGUGCAAUUUCUUAUUUAUUGAUCACUUCUCUUUCAACACGUACGUACUGUUGUGCCGRAACACUGUAAAUGUCGACCCGCUAGUGUUCGAGUUUGACAUUAGCAAUGGAGCUGAGUCYGUGCCUAUUUCCUUCUCCAACGAUAUCGACCGUGCGAGGUUGCCCUAUUUUAAAUACCGGAGGGCAUCAUGGCCACGUGGAUAUUAUCUCAACAAUUUCUCCAGCAUGUUUGUUGACUCCUGUGAUUGUACAGAUGGCUGCAUUGAUAGGUCAAAAUGUGCAUGCCUKCAGCUAACUACAAGAGGCUGUAGCACAAUUUCUCCAUCUCCGAAUACUAAAACAUCUUGUGGAUACAAUUAUAAAAGACUGGAGGGACCUGUUCCUAGUGGAAUUUAUGAGUGCAGUGUGUCAUGCAGGUGUGACAAGGUAAUGUGUCAGAACAGAGUUGUGCAGCAUGGCAUCCAAGUCCGGUUACAAGUGUUCAACACAGAGAAGAAGGGCUGGGGUGUCCGCUGCCUGGACGAUAUCGACAAGGGGACGUUUGUUUGUACUUAUGCAGGCAGAUUAAAGAGUAGAGCUGAAGUUCGAGUAUCGGGAGGUGUUGAUGAAGAGCUGAAAGAGCAAGGUGCUGUGAAUGACAGAGAGCACAGCUUUUUUCCAAAGAAAAGAAAACUUGACAGUGGCUGUUCGGACUCCGAGGUUGAACUAGUGCAGACUGACAAAGAUCACGUUCUUGAGAAGCAGGAGUCUUUAUCUCAAACUGUGACAGAUAAAAAUAAAUCAACUGUGGUUUGUCCAAGGAAUUUGAAUAUAGCAGCCAUGAGAGGGUCCGGAGCUAGAAUAGCUGUUCUUCACAACCACCAGCUAAAAAUGGAAGUUGAUACCUUGGUGCACAGCGGCAGCUUUGAUGAAGAUAAUGGUUCUCAGCCUCAUCAGUCAAGCACAACAAAACUCGCCACUGGAACAAAGAAAGGAAAAGAAAAGUCUGAUGAGCAGCAGAAGGAAGAACAUCCGAUGCGAACUGAGCAGACGGAGCUCGCUGGUGAGGACAGUGCAAAAGGCAAAGGGAAGCCCCUGGCUCAGGAGGGUGCUCAUGCCGUGAGGCAGUCCCAAACGGUGCCACAAAAAGCUGACUGCAAAGAGGAAAGAUGCAGGCAGUCAAAACAAAAGGCAUUUUGUGAGGAGGCUGAUGAUGACAAGGCACUUCCGAAGAAUGCUAAUGAWGGAAAUAUUUAUCUGCUGCCCCAAUCUCUUUGCACAGAGUGUUUUUGUAGAGACUCACAACAGAAGUUUCCCAUGGGUGGCAUUCUUCACAAACAGGCAUGUGAAAGCUGGCACGGAGCUCACGUGGGAUUAYGGUUACGAAGCUGGGAGCUUGCCGGAGAUGGAGGUUUCGUGUCAGUGUGGAUUUCAGAAGUGCAGGAAGAAAACCCUGUAACAGCGUUUUCCUGUUGUCAGCRCUUUGUGUGCCUGGAGAUUCACGUGCUGGAAGGGACUAUGCCGGACCCUCCGGGUGCUCCCCCCGAGCGCUCCCGGUUUCGGGGCUUUUGGACUCUCAGAGGUGCCAUCAACAGCAAAGUGCAUUUUGGAGUAUCAUACCUAGAGGGAGUAGGAGAUUGUUGUGGAUUCUGGGUUGAACCUGCRCAGAAACCAAAGACAAGUUUUCUUCCUGCAGGUGAUUUCCAGAUAAUGGCGAAGAUGGUGAGAAGAACGUGUGCGUUUUGUUCAGAGGGGGCGUCUGGCUCUAUAAUGUACAUUGCCACAGAGCAAAAUAUUGCAGCUCAUCAGGAUUGUUUGCUAUUUUCCUCAGGAUUUGUGGAAUCUGAAGAGUAUAACCCGGAUAACUUGGAUAUAAGGUUUGAUGUGACGUCYGUGUUGAAUGAGCUCCGAAGAGGAAAGCGGUUGGUGUGCAACUUCUGUCGCAAGAAAGGAGCCACUGUGGGAUGCGAGGAGAAAGCCUGUCGCAGGAGUUACCAUUAUUUCUGUGCCCUGUGCGACGACGCUGCCAUAGAAACAGACGAAGUGAAYGGAGUUUACCGAGUGUUUUGCCCAAAACAUGACCCAGGCAAUAGGACCAAUCACUAUGAUGCAGCCAGCAAGAGGAAAAGGCAUGCCAUGAAAUCCUCUGCCAUCAAGGAACACAUGAGCACAGAAGACACAGAAGAAGAAAACAGCUUACGAAUACUAAAAAGGAAAAACAGGCAAAAAGUACGAAUAGACUUUCUUAGGAAGUGCAAACAGGCGGGGCUAUUGGAUGAGAUCUUUGAGGAGAUGCUGGACACGCUUCACCUGGCCCAGGAGAAGCUGAUGGACGACAACACUUCGGAGACGGAGUAUGAAGAAACGGUGAUGUCGCUCUUCGACUGCGGCCUGUUUGAAAACAUCCUGACAAAUAUUCAUUCAGGGGCAGCAAUGGAAGGAUGCAGCGAGGCUGGUUUCAGGACUGAUCCAAGAGGAGCUCUGCUCCUGAAAUGGUCGAAGAGGACUAAGUGCCAUGUGGUAGCUGCCAGUGAAGCUGCAGGGAUAGAAGUCGCUGAUCUUUUGUCACCAUCGAGCUGGCAAGCUCUUAGCUACCACUUCUGCAUGACAAUGUAUGAAAUGUUUAUAUAGAGUCCAGAACUACUGAAGCCUGUAUUUUCUUUUUCUCGGAAUCAGGCACUUCGAGCCACCUGAGCUUUACCUUUAAUCCACUUUUCAUUGUAUUCUUCCUUCCCCAUAUUUUUGAUCUUCUAAAGCCUGAUGCAUCMGUACAGAAAGACCCCCUCUACAAACUGUGGGUGUUAAAAUGGUGUUUC